AUGGAUAUGGACGGGGGAGAGGCAUCUGUCCAGGUUGCUGUUCGGAUUCGGCCUGUAAAGCAGCCGUGCCACGAAGCCACCGCAAUUAGCUUCGUAGACAGCACAGUCGCAGUGACAUCAGUUCAUGGCACUGAGCAAACAGAUGUGGACCACAUCUUGGUGGAGACUUUUGACAAAGAUGCAGAAGCUUCCCAAGCGAGAGUCUUUGAGCGUUUGGGCGAGCCCAUCAUCCGGGGAGCUCUACGAGGCAUCAGCCAAGGAAUCGUCUUUUAUGGAGCCUCAGGUUCCGGGAAGACCUACACAGUGCUGGGGACCAGAGAAAAGCCUGGCCUCUUGUCGCGCCUCGAGAAAGCUCUCCUACGCCCAGACUUGUACGACACACCCAAUGAGAUUCGCGUAUGGUUCAGCGCGUUGGAGAUAUUCAACGACCAGGCCCAAGACAUGUUGGCGACAAAACCCUUGUCGGAGCGCAGACAUGCUCCAGUCUUCCUUCAUCACCCCGUCCUUGGUGUACAGGUGGUCGGUGCAACAGAGACUCCUGUAGAAUCAUGCAAUGUGGAGGAGCUGAUAGAUUUCUCCUUGAAGCGACGUGCGCUUGGUCGCACAUGCCUGCACGCAUCGUCCAGCCGUUCCAGCCAAGUCUAUUGCUUCCGGGUGGAAGUGCAAGGUGCCUCAGGUCACCCAUCGACUGCGCGGGUGUACCUCUUCGACCUGGCUGCUCCGUCGGCAUCACGGAGGGCCGCCUGCUCCUCACUGACGGCCUUGCAGACCACGGUGCGGGAGCUAUCUGAAGGCAGCCGACCUCGAGACUCCACUUCCUUGGGCUCUCCGCUGACGCUUGCUCUUCGAGACGCAUUGCAAGGCAGCUGGUGCUCGCUGCUGGUAGCCACUCUGUGUGCUGGAAGCCAGCACGCAUCGGAAUCUGCAGCCACGCUGCGGUUUGCUCGUGAGAUGCGUCAGUUGCAGACUCGCCCUGUGGCUUCGAAGACGCGACCGGAACAGCUCCAACUGUUGCAGGAGGAAGUGGCAGAGCUGCGGAAGGAAGCAGACCAGCUGGGUUUGGGCAGCAUGCUUAAGGCAUCGCUGGAUGACAGAAGCAGCCUCAUCGCAGAGAUCGUGAAGCAGACUGCAUGUCAAACGGAGGAGAGUUGCAAGCUGGCGAGGCAGCGCACCAAGGCUCUGGAAUGGUGUGGGUUGCUGACAGAGAACUCGGAGGAUCUGAGACGGAAGGAUACAACAACGCCGUAUCUUCUGAACAUGUCUGACGAUCCUGUUCUUGCAGGCUGUCUGCUCUACUACCUACCACAAGGGGAGAGGAUUUCCAUUGGAAGUGAUCUGGACAGCUCUAUAGUCUUUGAUGGCUUGGGCAUCCUGCCCAAUCUGUGCAGCAUCAUCAACAGUGAUGACAGGCACCUCAGUAUGGCUCGUCCAGACUUUGCUCGCCGGCAUGUGCUGCACAAUGGCAAGAUGCUUACCACUUCCGAGAGUGUCCAGCUCUCUGACAAUGAUAGGGUUUGCCUUGGCAGAGCCCAGUUGCUUCUCUUGAAGAUCCCUCUUCAGCCAAAGGCUGAGCCUAAACCACUCCAGCUGGAAUGCAAGCUUCCAGGGAAUUUGUCGGAGUUGCUUCCGGCCUUGCAGGUGCAAGAGGACAUAACUUUUGAGAUGGUACAUCCUCUUCUUGAACACUCCGACUCGCUGAAAAAUGUACAGUGCUACGUGAAGGACUUACUUCCCAAGUUGCCGGCCUCCAAUGGUCUUGCUUGCUUCACAGUGUUGCGCGAAGUAUGCUAUUUGCUGGACGAAGCAAAUCUGAUUACUCGGGAGGUCAGGCCGGAGGAUCACAUGCAUUUCCAGGUAGAACUAAUCUGGGACAUCGAGCGAAAUCCGGAGGAGGUUCUUUUGAUUGCUUUGAUAAGCUACGGGAAAGGCAUCCAUACUGCACCAGCCACGGGAGCUUUACCAGAUUGUCAAGUCCUCCACUACUGGUCGUACAGACGGUUCCUGGAGAAGCUGGAUGAGAUGCGGGAGGUCCAUCGUCUGCAUUGCCAAGGGCUGAACGGAUGGACAGGUCGUGGGGACCCUUUCCAUGACCCUUGGAUGGAGCCAAGUGCGGACGCGCUGAAGCAGUACGUGCUGACCUCUUCGUGUCAGGCGGCGACCACGUGUGGCUAUGUGUCGAUGGAGCAUGGUCGUACACUGCACAAGGCAUCAGCAGGCUACGCGACAGCCGAGGGCGAUCAGCUGCGCGGCCGGAUCGACGAGCUAGUGCAGGAGCUGGAGGAGAAAAAUGCUGAGCUGGAAGAGAAGGACCAGAUUGUGGGCGAGCUAAAGGAGCAGAUGGUUCAGAUCACGAACCUACUGGGCGGAUUUGCACCAGAGGCUGCGCAGCGCUUUGUUUUGGAGCAGCCCGAGCCCGAGGCACCUUGCAGCAAAGAGAAGCGCGACUCGCCGCCAAGUGAAACUGAGCAUUCCUGCACGAUGACAGUCUCUGCAUCCACAUCGGAGGGUGGCUUCGGCGUCGGAGAUACUCGAGAUACUCGCGAGUCCCCGAAGCGCUCUCGAGGCUUUCGUGUGGACAACUUUGGUGCAUCCAAAGGAAAUCAUGGCGGCGCUGCUCUGCUGAGCCAGUCCAGCCUAACCCCGCCUCAUUACUACCGGGACUUGCGAAGAUGA
Molecule: messenger RNA, 2673 nt
Organism: Symbiodinium sp. CCMP2456
Lineage: Eukaryota; Dinophyceae; Suessiales; Symbiodiniaceae
Source: the annotation of a GenBank genome assembly